Molecule: messenger RNA, 1417 nt
Organism: Gastrolobium bilobum
Lineage: Eukaryota; Viridiplantae; Streptophyta; Magnoliopsida; Fabales; Fabaceae
Product: target of rapamycin complex subunit LST8
Exons: 11
Coding region: 192-1145 (317 amino acids)
Biological process (GO): regulation of actin cytoskeleton organization; TOR signaling
Cellular component (GO): TORC1 complex; TORC2 complex
Molecular function (GO): protein binding
Source: RefSeq, a predicted model, not a curated record
GUUGGGAAGGGAAAAACGCGAGUGACUAGUACGGCGCACUCCUAGCACCGUCGGCGACGGCGGCAGUAAAAGCGGGAGACGGCGAUCUCCUUCAGUCCUUCGGUUGCUCUCUUUUUUGGCAGUGUUCAAUCGUCACUUAGAUAAAUGUUGGUUGAUAGAAGAAGAAGAAGAAAAAGAGUUGUAUUUGUAGGAUGAGCCAGCCAACAGUGAUACUUGCCACUGCCAGCUAUGAUCACACCAUUCGUUUUUGGGAGGCCAAGAGUGGCCGCUGCUACCGCACCAUCCAAUAUCCUGAUUCGCAAGUAAACCGGCUGGAGAUAACCCCGGAUAAACGCUACCUGGCUGCAGCUGGUAAUCCUCACAUACGAUUGUUUGAUGUUAACUCAAAUAGCCCUCAACCGGUUAUGAGCUAUGAUUCACAUACCAAUAAUGUAAUGGCAGUUGGGUUCCAAUGUGAUGGUAAUUGGAUGUAUUCUGGUUCAGAGGAUGGCACAGUUAAGAUCUGGGAUUUGAGGGCGCCAGGUUGUCAAAGAGAAUAUGAAAGUCGUGCAGCAGUAAACACUGUUGUGCUGCACCCAAAUCAGACUGAGCUAAUAUCUGGUGACCAAAAUGGCAAUAUUCGUGUGUGGGAUUUGACAGCAAAUUCGUGCAGUUGUGAAUUGGUGCCAGAGGUGGAUACAGCUGUACGCUCUUUAACAGUAAUGUGGGAUGGGAGCUUAGUAGUUGCAGCAAAUAAUCAUGGAACAUGUUACGUGUGGCGUCUGUUGCAAGGGACUCAGACAAUGACAAACUUUGAGCCGCUUCAUAAGCUGCAAGCACACAAGGACUCCUACAUCCUCAAAUGUCUUUUAUCACCCGAGUUCUGUGAACCGCACAGGUACUUGGCAACUGCAUCGUCUGAUCAUACUGUCAAGAUAUGGAAUGUUGAUGGUUUUACACUAGAGAAGACUCUGAAAGGUCAUCAGCGCUGGGUGUGGGAUUGUGUCUUUUCUGUGGACGGUGCCUACCUUAUUACAGCUUCGUCUGAUACAACCGCUAGGCUUUGGUCUAUGUCAACUGGUGAAGAUAUUAGGGUUUACCAAGGGCAUCAUAAAGCUACAAUUUGCUGUGCCCUACACGAUGGGGCUGAACCCGCAACUUCCUGACAUAAUGGUCAUAAAGUUAUUCUCCGUCAGAUAUAUCUGUUUUGUAAAUAAUUAUCUGCUUCUUUGGUUUGUGAAGUUUACUCCAGUUCGUAGACGACAUGCAUUUGUUGUCAAUAACUCUUUAACACUGUAAAUCCUCAUAGGGGAUGAAAAACAUUAUCGGGAGUAAUCUGAAUUGUAAAUUAAGAAUAUCUUUAAUAUUAUUUGUGGGUAAUUUCUCAACUAGAGUAAUCUUAUCAAAUAGUGGAUCGAAACACACAAGAAUUAAUAUU